Molecule: messenger RNA, 1026 nt
Organism: Trichoderma citrinoviride
Lineage: Eukaryota; Fungi; Ascomycota; Sordariomycetes; Hypocreales; Hypocreaceae
Product: aldose-1-epimerase
Exons: 1
Coding region: 1-1026 (341 amino acids)
Biological process (GO): beta-D-galactose catabolic process via UDP-galactose, Leloir pathway; glucose metabolic process
Molecular function (GO): carbohydrate binding; aldose 1-epimerase activity
Source: RefSeq, a predicted model, not a curated record
AUGACCGACGCAGUCUUCAAGUUCCUCCCCCUCGGGGCCAUCAUCCAGUCCUUCAAGGUCAAGGACACAAACAUCGUCCUCGGCUUCCCCGAGCAGGAGCACUACGUCAAGUACAACACGGCCUACUUCGGCGAGACCAUCGGCCGCAUCGCCAACCGCAUCAAGGACGCCCGCAUCGACAGCCUCAACGGCGGCAAGUCGUACACGCUCGCCGCCAACGACGGGCCCAACAGCCUGCACGGCGGCAACGAGGGCUGGGGCAAGCGCAUCUGGAAGGGCCCGACGCCCGUGGGCACCAGGCAGAUCCCCGGCGUCGACGGCCUGCGCGGCGGCGAGAGCGUCGAGUUUACCCUGCGCAGCGAGGACGGCGACGAGGGCUACCCCGGCACCGUCGAGGCAAAGGUCGUCUACACCACCGGCAACCAGGUCGUCAACGGCAACGAGGCCAUCGUCCUCGGCAUCGAGUACGAGGCCCGGCUAGUCGGCGGCGCCGACGAGACCGUCGUCAACAUGACCAACCACUCCUACUUCAACCUCACCGGCGACGACAACAUCGCCGGCACCACCGUCACCCUCGCCACCAACAACCACCUCCCCGCCGAGGACGACUCCAUCCCCCUCGGCGGCCCCGUGCCCUUCCCCGGCAUCGACACCUCCAAGCCCUUCGCCCUCGGCGCCGAGGAGCCCAAGUUCGACCGCUGCUUCACAACCACCACCGACCCGUCCUCCGUCCCCAUCGACACCCGCUCCCAGCCCCUUGCCCUCAACCUCUCCGCCUUCCACCCCAAGUCCGGCAUCCACCUCGAGGUCCUCAGCACGGAGCCCUCCUUCCAGUUCUACACCGGCGACCUGACCAAUGUGCCCGCCGCCGAGGGCCUGCCCGCACGAGGCGCACGGAGCGCCUUCUGCUGCGAGCCCGGCCGCUGGAUCAACGCCUGCAACGUCCCUGAGUGGAGGAACAUGGUCCUCUUGAAGAAGGGCGAGACGUAUGGCGCGAGAAUCGUGUACAAGGCUUGGACAGAAUAA